Adineta steineri is the source of this 1395-nucleotide messenger RNA. The record is from the annotation of a GenBank genome assembly. Lineage: Eukaryota; Metazoa; Rotifera; Eurotatoria; Adinetida; Adinetidae.
AUGCUUGAUAGACAUCGAUUAGUUCCACAUUUUAAAGAACAACUAACAGAGGUUGUGAAAGUAUUGACUCAUCAUGAAAAACGUUUUCAAAAAACUCGUAAAGAAAAAAUAACAGAUUUAAAUAAAUUCAAACCUGGUGAUCAUGUUAGUUUUUAUAAAACCGAUUUUUACUAUGCUCAUCAUGGUAUUGUAUGUGAAGCACGUACAAAUUAUCUUCGUGUUAUACAUUAUUUUAAUACAUUAGAACAUGCACGCACUGCAUUAAUGAAAGGUUCAGUUUAUAUAGCAGCAAUAAUUGAAAGUGAAUGGCCUGUAAAUAUGAAAAGUACAAGUGAAGAUGUUUAUUUACAUCAUUAUGAUAAUAUUACAUGUUUUUCAAAUGAAGAAACAUUACAACGAGCUUUUUCACAACUUGGUAGACGUGGUUAUUCAUUAAUAGGAAAUAAUUGUGAACAUUGGUCACGUUGGUGUCGAACAGGUGAACAUUAUUCGGAACAAAUUAUUAAAUUUCGUAGUUUAGUUAAAGAAAAAUCGGCAACAUUAUUAAUUGUUGAUCCAACAGCAUUAUUAGUCAAAGAUAUAGCUAUGGUUAGUGUUCGUACAUUUGGACAAUUUUUAAGUGCAAUUGGUUCGGGUUUUAUUUUAACGACUGUUGAAUCUCUUUCAGCAUUUAUUGAUAUUAGAAAAAAGAAAAAUGAAAGAAAAAAAGGAACUUUAAGUGAUGUUGCAUUGAAAAAAUAUGUAGUUAGACGUGUAACAUCAGCAUCAACAACUAUUGUUGGUGGAACAACUGGUACCAUAGUUGGUACAAUUCUCAUUCCUGUUCCUAUACUUGGUGCAACUGUUGGCGGUAUUGUUGGUAGUGUAGGUGGAAAACUUAUUGGUGGUGUAUCUGGUAUUGCAUUAUCAAAAAUUUUAGAAGUCUAUGAAAAAGUAAAAGCAUCAAAAAUUAAAAAAAUGACGACUAUACCACAAUUAAUGGCUUCUAUAUCACCUGAAAGUCAACUUAUCCGUGGUUUAAUGACGAUCGCAUUAGAUAAAAAAGAGGAAGAAGAAGAAGAACAGAUAGCAACUGUUAUUGAACAAGCAAUGAAUUCAAAUUCUUCGUCUUCAUCAUCAACAUCACUUUAUCCCUCAUUGGAUGAAUUUCUUCAUGAUAAUGAUAAUAUUACCAAAGAAAAAUGUCAAAAAGCACAAGAAUUAACAACUGAAUUAUUUACUGAUGAUAAUUCAGUUGAAUAUUUUAUAUUAACACCUAUACCCGAUGAAAAUGCACCUGAAGAAUUUGCAUCAUCAACAGAUUUACUUGUACUUCGAUGGCCACUGGAAGCACUUAAACCAUGGGAAUCAGAUGGAGAAAAAGUUUUAGAUAUUGAUGAAUUAAACAAAAAAUAA